UCUAGCUCCCCAUAUCUUUCUCAGACUGUAGUUCGCCGCGCAGUGCUUCGAAAUUGGUCUGUCAUUUUCUCAUAGCGCUCUGUUUUGUAAGCAAACGAUUUCGAGUCGUUUACUGCGGGGCUUUUUUUUAACGAGGGCGAACAACUCAGGAUACAUUCUUUACUUAAUCGUUUCUCCCCUUUUUGCCAAAAAAGAUCCGAUGUAGUCCAUGGGCUCUACGGAGGAGGAUUCGGCUUUGUACUGAAGGCGGAGAGUGAUCUGGAUACAAAAUAAUCAUUAAUUCUCCUUACAUUUAUUUCUAAUGCACGGAUAUUAGAUAUUGACUGCAAACCCACAAAUCAGCUUUCGGGAAAAUACAGGGAGAGUUCGGCGAACUGAUCCCCCCCCCAUUUGGAUUCAAGGUUCAUCUUUCAUUUUAAAGCAGUAUCUUUCGUGUAUGGUGUAAAAACGCACAAGGACGAUAUUCUAAGGAAAGACAAUUACAUGAACACUUCCACUCUUUUGCUUCUGUUCUAAUGGCAUGACUUGAAGGAGAUCGUUGCUGCACGCGGAUCAGCAGCUUCUGAGACUCGGUCUGAACAGCCCUGUUGGCCCUGAAAUGUGAUACACUGGAUCUUUACAGCACUUUGAAAAGACAAGGAGUAUUUACAGGCCAGCUUUCGGACCCCGAGUGUGAGAGGAGCGGUCGGGAAAGCGACAUCGGCUCGAUCUCGGAUGGGAAGGCGGACGUCUUCAGCUGGAGCCAUGUGGACGGCGCUGCUGCUCCUCCUCAGCGCGCUCUCCGCUUUCGCCUUCAGCCGGGUGCCGGUCCUAAUGGCGGUGGUUCGGCGGGAGCUGUCGUGCGAGGGCUACCCCAUCGAGCUGCGCUGCCCGGGCACCGACGUCAUCAUGAUCGAGACCGCCAACUUCGGCCGGACAGAUGACAAGAUCUGCGACGCCGACCCGGCCCAGAUGGAGAACACGCAGUGCUACCUGCCCGACGCCUACAAGAUCAUGUCCCAGAGGUGCAAUAACAGGACUCAGUGCGCUGUAGUCGUGGGAUCGGACGUCUUUCCGGACCCUUGCCCAGGAACGUUCAAGUACUUGGAGGUCCAAUACGAAUGCGUCCCGUACAGUAAGUACCUUCCAGUUUUCCUGUGCCCCGGUCUGUUGAGGGGAGUUUACCAGAGCGAGCACCUCUUCGCGUCGGACCACCAGUCGGGGGCCUGGUGCAAAGAUCCUCUGCAGGCCUCGGACAAGAUCUACUACAUGCCCUGGACCCCGUACAGGACAGACACUCUGACCGAGUACUCCUCCAAGGAGGACUUCAUCGCGGGCAGACCCACCACCACGUACAAACUGCCCAACCGGGUGGACGGGACGGGCUUCGUGGUCUACGACGGCGCCCUCUUCUUCAACAAGGAGCGCACGCGCAACAUUGUCAAGUUCGACCUGCGCACGCGAAUCAAGAGCGGCGAGGCCAUCAUCGCCAGCGCCAACUACCACGACACCUCGCCCUACCGCUGGGGCGGCAAGUCCGACAUCGACCUGGCGGUGGACGAGAACGGCCUGUGGGUGGUGUACGCCACCGAGCAGAACAAUGGGAAGAUCGUCAUCAGCAAGCUGAACCCCUACACCCUGCGGCUGGCGGGCACCUGGGAGACGGCCUACGACAAGCGCUCCGCCUCCAACGCCUUCAUGAUCUGCGGGAUCCUGUACGUGGUCAAGUCCGUCUACGAGGACGACGACAACGAGGCCACGGGGAACAAGAUCGACUACAUCUACAACACGGACCUGAGCAAGGACGGCUACCUGGACAUCCCCUUCCCCAACUCCUACCAGUACAUCGCCGCUGUGGAUUACAAUCCCAGGGACAACCUGCUGUACGUCUGGAACAACUACCACGUGGUGAAGUAUUCCUUGGAUUUUGGCGCACUGGACAACAGGCCAGAACUGUCUUCAUCCGUUGUGGCCAACAUGGACACCACCACCACGAGGACGACCACCAGGCCCAUCCCGGUCACGACCCCCACCACCAUCACCACCACCACCAGGGUCACCACGACGACCACCGCCGGCCCGCGGGCCCAGACCACGACCACCGUGGCUCCGGAGGUCCCCAGCCAUCCCGCCCCCUCCUCCCAGCUGCCCAACAUAGGCUUCGACCACUGCACCGCCCUGGAGGAGUCCGACCUGUCCUGGCCCCAAACGCUGCAGGGUCACGUGGCCAUGCAGCCAUGUCCUGCCGGGACGAUAGGCACCGCCACGUACGUGUGCCUGGCUCCCGACGGCUACUGGGACCCCCAAGGGCCCGACCUGAGCAACUGCACCUCCCCCUGGGUCAGCCACGUGACCAGGAAAUUAAAGUCAGGAGAGACCGCAGCCAUCAUUGCCAGGGAUCUCUCGGAACAAACCAAGAGCCACAUCCAUGCGGGGGACAUCACGUACACGGUCAAGACCAUGGGCCAGCUCGUGGAUCUGCUGGACAUGCAGCUGAAGGACCUCACCCCUGGGGGGAAAGAUAGCGCUGCCCGGAGCUUAAACAAGCUGCAGAAACGGGAACGUUUUUGCCGGGUGUAUGUGCAGGCCAUGCUGGAUACGGUGAACAACCUCCUCCAGCCGCAGGCCCACGCCGCGUGGAGGAACCUGAACACCGCGGACCAGCUCAGGGCCGCCACCAUGCUGCUGGACACGGUGGAGGAGGGGGCCUUCGUCAUGGCCGACAACCUGCUGAAGACCGACAUCGUGAGGGCAGACAACGAUAACAUAAAGUUGGAAGUGGCCAGAUUGAGCACGGAUGGGAAUCUGGCAAACGUGAAUUUCCCUCAGAGCGGUGGACAAGGGAACUCCAUCCAGCUCUCCGGGAACACCUUGAAGCAACACGGGAGGAACGGAGAGAUCAGGAUGGCUUUUGUUCUGUAUAAGCACCUGGGAGCCUACCUGUCCACCGAGAACGCCAGCCUGAAGCUGGGAGCCGAGGCCCUGUCCACCAACUACUCUGUUAUUGUCAACUCUCCCGUCAUCACCGCGGCGAUCAACAAGGAGAGCAACAAAGUCUACCUGACAGACCCUGUCUUCUUCACACUCAAGCACCUGCAGCAAUCAGAGGAGUAUUUCAACCCCAACUGCUCCUUCUGGAGUUACUCCAAGCGGACGAUGACGGGUUACUGGUCGACUCAAGACUGCCGCCUGCUGCACACCAACAGGACCCACACCACCUGCUCCUGCACGCACCUGACCAACUUCGCUGUGCUGAUGGCCCACGUGGAGGUCAAGGGCGUGGACCCGAUUCACAGCUUGCUGCUGGACGUCAUUACCUGCGUGGGCAUCCUGCUGUCCCUGGUCUGCCUGCUCAUCUGCAUCUUCACCUUCUGCUUCUUCCGCGGUCUCCAGAGCGACCGCAACACCAUCCACAAGAACCUGUGCAUCAGCCUGUUCAUCGCAGAGUCUCUCUUCCUCGUGGGAAUCAACCGGGCAGACCAGCCGAUCGCCUGCGCCGUCUUUGCCGCGCUCCUCCACUUCUUCUUCCUGGCGGCGUUCACCUGGAUGUUCCUGGAAGGGGUGCAGCUCUACAUCAUGCUGGUGGAGGUGUUCGAGAGCGAGCACUCCCGAAAAAAGUACUUCUACCUGGUGGGCUACGGCGUUCCGGCGCUCAUAGUGGCCGUGUCCGCCGCCGUGGACUACCGCAGCUACGGGACGGACCGAGUGUGCUGGCUGCGGCUCGACACCUACUUCAUCUGGAGCUUCAUAGGUCCGGCGACCUUGAUAAUUAUGCUCAACGUGGUCUUCCUUGGGAUUGCUCUCUACAAAAUGUUCCACCACACUGCCAUUCUCAAACCUGACUCGGGCUGCUUGGACAACAUCAACCAUGAGGACUACCAGCCCGAAAUCAAAUCGUGGGUUAUAGGUGCGAUUGCCCUCCUGUGCCUCCUGGGCCUCACCUGGGCCUUUGGGCUGAUGUACAUCAAUGAGAGCACGGUCGUCAUGGCCUAUCUCUUCACCAUAUUCAACUCGCUGCAAGGGAUGUUCAUCUUCAUCUUCCACUGCGUUCUUCAGAAGAAGGUGCGUAAGGAGUACGGAAAGUGUCUGCGUACGCGCUGCUGCAGUGGGAAGAGCGUGGAGACCUCCAUCGGAUCGGGGAAGAGCUCCGUUUCCCGGACGCCCGGACGCUACUCCACCGGAUCGCAGAGCCGGAUCCGCCGGAUGUGGAACGACACGGUCAGGAAACAGUCCGAGUCGUCCUUCAUCACGGGAGACGUAAACAGCUCGGCGUCGCUGAACAGAGGAGCCAUGGCUAACCAUCUUAUAACUAACGCGCUGCUGCGUCCCCAUGGCACUAACAAUCCCUAUAACACAUUGCUCGGGGAAUCGGCCUUCUUUAACAACCCUUCUGUGAGCAUGUACAACACGCAAGGGCCCUACAGAGAGACAAAGGGCAUCCUGAACAAUGCCAGGGACUCAAGUGUCAUGGAUACUCUACCACUGAAUGGUAACCACGGCAACAGCUACAGCAUCGCCAGCGGUGAGUACAUGAGCGACUGCGUCCAGAUCAUCGACCGCGGCUACAACCACAAGGAGACCACGCUGGAGAAAAAGAUCCUGAAAGAACUCACCUCCAACUACAUCCCUUCCUACCUGAACAACCACGAGCAGCGUUCCGCAGAGCAGAACCGAAACCUGAUGAACAAGCUGGUCAACAGCGUCAACAACGGCAGCAAGGACGACGGCAUCGUCCUGGACGACGUGGCCUCCUUCGGCCACGAGGAGGCCCUGGGCCUGGAGUUGAUCCGGGAGGAGUCCAACGCGCCCCUGCUUCCCCAGCGGGCCCCGCCCGGCGACGGCCACCACCACCAGCCCCCCCUCCACUACGCCCGGAGGAGGAUCCCGCAGGAGAACAGCGAGAGCUUCUUCCCGCUGCUCACCAACGAGCACACGGAGGAGGCGCCGUCGCCCCACCGGGACUCCCUGUACACCAGCAUGCCCGCGCUAACCGGCUCGCCCGGCGCCCAGCCCGCCGGAGGCGCCAAAGACCAGGCGGAGACGCCCGCCGGCAAAACCGCCGACGCCGACGACGUGUACUAUAAGAGCAUGCCCAACUUGGGCUCCAGGAGCCACGUCCACCAGCUACACACGUACUACCAGCUGGGAAGAGGCAGCAGCGACGGGUUCAUCGUCCCUCCCAACAAAGAAGACCUGUCCCCCGAAGAUCCCCCUCAAGACCCCCCCCAUCUGGUCACCAGCCUAUAGACCCUGCUUCAGUCUCCGUGGUGUCCCUGUUUCUGGUUCGACCGUCAACAGUGGUAGACGUUCUGUUUUUUAAUUUUCUUCUGUGUUCUGGGGGGGUAAAAACAAUUACGGAAAAAAAAAACAAAAAAACAAAAUGGACGCCGUUCUAGUGCUGACUGCUAAAGAGAAUACAUACAACCUGGAUGGUUGAAUGUAUUGAUGUGUGUCUUCACCUGACUAGAAUACAACGCUUUGAAUUGGGGGUUCAGUGUUUUUAUUUUUGUUUUUUUUUUUGUUUUUUUGUCAAGGCACCAAUCAAGGAGCAGCCUUCUUAAGAUCCCAUUUCUGCAAUGUUUUUUGACAGCCCAAAGGAAUUACAAAAACACGGCCCGAAACGUUCCGCCGUUAGCUGAGUGUGUAGAAUUUAAAAAAAGAAAAAAUGAAAAAAAACAAAAAAAAACUAAAUCAAACAAUAUUUUAUUAUACUUCUGUAUCCAUACUGGCUUUUUUAAAAUUUCUUCGUACCUGGCGAGCUGCAGCACAUUUUGCUGCGAUGGUCCCGGAAGUUCGAAAAAAAAUUAUGUUUUUGAACAAACCAGCGAAGGAACUCUUUAUCGUUCAUGCUAGAGAGCGUAUUUUUUGUUUUUGCUGUAAUAAUUCCAAUUAUUAAAAAAAGAGAAGAAAAAACACUAAUAACAGAGAAUUAUAUGAAAUUUCUAUGUAAAUGUACAGAUACUAGCAUUGCACAUAAUAGUAUGCUUUUUUUUUUUUUGUUCCUUCAGAACUUUUGUCUCUGUAAAUGUAGUGGUCGGAGCUUUUUAUUUCCGUUGUGCUGGUCUUGCGGGUUUAUUCAACCAGUAGAGACAUUGUUUCUUCUUCCUUGUUGAUUUUUAUUAUGAAGAAUCACUGAACAAAAACACUUUAUGAGGAUCAAUUUCUAGCCAAUGUAACCACCAAUGUUUUCAAAAACAAUUCUCUUUUUUUAUACUAUGUAGAGAAAUAAAAAGAAAUUUCAGUUUCACAAACCAGGUUAGUGGUAAACUGUUUUGACAAAAAGGUGCUCAGAGGUCAUUUUAGAAUAACUUAAACGGGGCUUGUCCUCCAAGACAGACAAGCGGACAUAUCUUUGCAUUGUAGGCGGAGCCUGUGCAUGUCAGACAUUCUAUAUUGAUCAGCGCCAGGCUCUUGUAAAGUAAAAAAAAAUAAACUGAAAAGAAAAAGAGAACAUUCAAAAUGUUGUACUUAUUAAGAGGGAAUUUGGAGCGAGUAACCUGGAAAUGUCAGUUUUGUUUUUCCUUGACAGGAAAGAUAUUUAUUUAUUUGGUUUUCUUCUUUUUUAGAUUCAAUAAUUGAAAACAUGGAUUUUCUGGUGGUAAAGAAUAUAGCAACAGAUAUAGUUUUAUUAUUAUUAUGACUUUUAUUUAUUCAUUUUAUAUGGGUUUCAAAUUGAAUGACCUCAUAACUAAUAUUUGUUGUAACAGUGAAACUUGUUUGCCAACAAAUAAAUUCCUGAUUAAGAUUUACAACAUAAUUGUUACUAAGGGUUUGUGUUUCUCUGUACAUUAAAUAUGAUGUGAAUGACUCAGCCUUAAAUCCUAUGAGCUAAGGGUGUGAGCUAAGGGUGUUUCUGUCUUUAAUAUUAAAAAUGUAAAACUA
Anguilla rostrata (American eel) is the source of this 6861-nucleotide messenger RNA. RefSeq names its product adhesion G protein-coupled receptor L3-like. Gene Ontology annotation, biological process: cell surface receptor signaling pathway; adenylate cyclase-activating G protein-coupled receptor signaling pathway. The record is from RefSeq and is a predicted model, not a curated record. Lineage: Eukaryota; Metazoa; Chordata; Actinopteri; Anguilliformes; Anguillidae. The coding region runs from base 715 to 5226 and encodes 1503 amino acids. Gene Ontology annotation, molecular function: G protein-coupled receptor activity; carbohydrate binding. Gene Ontology annotation, cellular component: plasma membrane. The transcript has 25 exons.